UGUUCCAAGUGAACCGUCUUCCCUUCGGCAUAGCAUCUGCACCCUCCAUUUUUCAAAGAACUAUGGAUCAAGUGCUUCAAGGGCUGCCGCAGACCACCUGCUACCUGGACGACAUCCUGGUGACUGGCAGAACGAAGGAAAAUCCUAGGCCCAACGACCGGGAUCCCUACAAUGACAGCAGCGAGGCUCCAGAGGUGGGCCUGUCAGCUAGCCGCACACCGCUACACCAUCGUCCACCGGUCUUCCGAGGAAAAUGCCAAUGCAGACUGCUUGUCAAGACUCCCAAAAGCAACGGACAACCCCAACACAGACGCCGUCGACGAAACGUUCGCCUUCUACUGAACACCCGGCACCCGACAACAAGAGAGUCUCCGGCCCAGUUGAUGCUACUGCGGCAUCUUCGCACCAGACUGGACCUCCUGAAACCAUCAGUUGCAGACUGUGUGGCCAGCGCACACUACCGCCAACAGCGGCAACACCCAGGACAAGAGCGGGCUUUCACUGCAGGAGACCAAGUCUAUGCCAGAGAUUAUCGAAGUGGUCACAAGUGGCAGCCAGGAACAGUCGCUGCCCAAACUGGUCCAGUGUCUUUCCAAGUGCAAGUCUCCCCGGGACGGGUAUGGCGAAGGCAUCAGGACCAGUUGCUCCGAGCACCGUCGCAAGACUCCGGACCUUCAGAGUCUCGUCCAGACGAAGCGGGAGGGGUGUCUGCCACGGCUUGGACAGACAGCACACCGGAAGACAGCGCAGGCUACAGAUGCCUUCCACAGGCCUCUUUGCCUGCACCAUCCAAAGUCCCGAGGCCAAGAAGCAACACCCAGGAUGCUGAGACGCUCAUGGAUGCAGAUAAUAGUGACGGAGAGCGACGGUAUCCCGUGCGAGAUCGGCGCAAGCCUCGAAGGCUAAUAGAAGAAUGAAAAAAAAAAAAAA
Molecule: messenger RNA, 930 nt
Organism: Ixodes scapularis (black-legged tick)
Lineage: Eukaryota; Metazoa; Arthropoda; Arachnida; Ixodida; Ixodidae
Exons: 3
Coding region: 63-917 (284 amino acids)
Source: RefSeq, a predicted model, not a curated record